Molecule: messenger RNA, 696 nt
Organism: Emys orbicularis (European pond turtle)
Lineage: Eukaryota; Metazoa; Chordata; Testudines; Emydidae
Gene: PXDC1
Product: PX domain containing 1
Exons: 5
Coding region: 1-696 (231 amino acids)
Molecular function (GO): phosphatidylinositol binding
Source: RefSeq, a predicted model, not a curated record
AUGGCCUCGGCCGUGUUUGAGGGCACCUCUCUGGUGAACAUGUACGUGAGGGGCUGCUGGGUGAACGGCAUCCGGAGACUCAUCAUCAAUCGGCGCGGGGACGAGGAGGAGUUCUUCGAGAUCCGCACCGAGUGGUCGGACAGGAACGUUCUCUACUUGCACCGGAGCUACUCGGACCUGGGCCGCCUCUUCAAGAGGCUGCUGGACUCCUUCCCGGAGGAUCGCCCCGAGCUGUCACAGUCCCCCCUGCUCCAAGGAUUAAUCACAAUAAAAGAGGCCCGUGAUAUAGAAGCCAGGCUUAAUGAAGUGGAGAAGCUUCUGAAGAUUAUUAUAAAUAUGCCUUGGAAAUAUUCUAGAUCUGAAGUUGUCCUUACCUUCUUUGAAAGAUCUCCGUUAGAUCAAGUGUUAAAAAAUGACAAUGUCCAUAAAAUUCAACCAAGCUUUCAGAGUCCGGUUAAAAUAUCAGAAAUCAUGCGAUCUAAUGGAUUUUGUUUAGCAAACACUGAAACAAUAGUUAUUGACCACAGUAUACCAAACGGAAAAGACAAGCACCUGGAUGUAGAUUCAGCAGAGCACUUGUUUGAAACCGUUAGUGAGUUUACUUCAGAGCUAGAAGACACUGAUGAUCCAGCAGCCUAUGUCACCAACUUGACAUAUUACCACCUGGUCCCAUUUGAGACGGAUAUUUUGGACUGA